Oryza brachyantha (malo sina) is the source of this 1345-nucleotide messenger RNA. RefSeq names its product aquaporin NIP1-3. The record is from RefSeq and is a predicted model, not a curated record. The coding region runs from base 160 to 1023 and encodes 287 amino acids. Gene Ontology annotation, biological process: transmembrane transport. Gene Ontology annotation, cellular component: membrane. The transcript has 5 exons. NCBI's taxonomy places the organism in Eukaryota, Viridiplantae, Streptophyta, Magnoliopsida, Poales, Poaceae. Gene Ontology annotation, molecular function: channel activity.
GACACAUGCAUGUUCACACUGAGCUGGAGCCCAUAAAUGGUAGACCAAAGCUGCAUCUUCUUGUUAUCUUCUUCAGUUCUUCAGAAGUUCAGAGUACUAGAGGAAGGAGAGGACUGCUCAUAGCUAGAGAGUUCAGAGAUAGAAUCUAGAGAGAGAGGGAUGGCUGGAGGAGAGCAUGGAGCAAAUGGUCUGCAUGAAGAAGCCAGAGCUCUCGAGGAAGGAGGCAGACUAGGAGGGGAUCAAGCAAGGUGUGAGAAUUCAGAGCAAGAUGGAGGAAGCAAGAGCUCCAGUAACCUUCCCAUGUUCUCUGUCCAGUUCGUGCAGAAGCUGAUCGCCGAGAUGUUCGGGACGUUCCUCCUCAUCUUCGCCGGGUGCGCGGCGGUGGCCGUGAACAAGAGGACCGGCGGCACGGUGACGUUCCCGGGCAUCUGCAUCACGUGGGGGCUCGCCGUGAUGGUGAUGGUGUACUCCGUCGGCCACAUCUCCGGCGCGCACCUCAACCCGGCCGUCAGCUUCGCCUUCGCCACCUGCGGCCGCUUCCCCUGGAAGCAGGUGCCGGCGUACGCGGCGGCGCAGGUGGCGGGGUCGGCGGCGGCGAGCCUGACGCUGCGGGUGCUGUUCGGGAACGCGCCGGAGCACUUCUUCGGGACGGUGCCGGCGGGGUCGGAGGUGCAGUCGCUGGUGAUGGAGUUCAUCAUCACCUUCUACCUCAUGUUCGUCGUCUCCGGCGUCGCCACGGACAACAGGGCCAUUGGCGAACUAGCUGGCCUCGCCGUUGGUGCUACCGUCUUACUAAACGUGCUCUUUGCUGGGCCGAUAUCAGGAGCUUCCAUGAACCCGGCGAGGACCGUCGGACCGGCGAUCGUCCUCGGCCGGUACACCGCCGUCUGGGUGUACAUCGCCGGCCCGGUCGCCGGCGCGGUCGCCGGCGCGUGGGCCUACAACCUCAUCCGCUUCACCGACAAGCCGCUCCGGGAGAUCACCAAGACCGCGUCCUUCAUCAGAAGCGCCAGGAGGAGCUAAGCUAAGGCUAAGGCCCCACGAUCUGUUCUCUUGCUCUGUAGCUUGUUGUGCUGUCGAUGAUGAUGGGAUGAAUUAGCAGUAAAUUACUGAUUGUAAUUAACACUGUGAUUGUUGCAUAGCUCUUUUUGUUUUUACAUGCUUUGGUUGGCUUGUUGUAGCUUAAUUGUUGUAAUUGAUCCUUCUGAAGAGGGGAGGACUGACCAUUGUUCUGAAAGAUGGAUUAGGACGUCGAUGAUGUCACAUCCUGAUGUAGGAGAAAAUUGCGUAAGGGGUGGUCUUUUGACCUUUUCCGGGAAACAAUAUAACAGUUUAUAUUUGGAAA